AUGUCGUCAGAUAUUGAUGCCAGACCAGAUGUAUCAAAGAAGGCGAGAUACACCAGGAAGGUAGAAGAAGAUGGAGGAGAAUGGGAGGAGAGGGAGGUGGUUAUCUACCAGAGUGUAGACGAUAUCAGACACGAUCCUAAUGGUUUUCAGGCACAGGAAGGAGGAACACAGAGUGAGAAACAUCCUCCAGUGCAGAAAGGGCCUUUCAGAGGAGCUACAUUGCUUCUCAGUGUGCUGUGUCUCCUGUUGUUUGCUGGAAUCAUCGCUCUGAUCAUAAAACAUAUUUCAGUUACUCUUGAAAAAGACCAGCUGAAAAACAAAGUUUCAGCCAACAACAGCCAGUUACAGGAUGAAGUAAAGAGACUGAACACAGAGACUCAUGAGUUGAAAACCAACAACAGCCAGUUACAGGAUGAUGUAAAGAGACUGAACACAGAGACUCAUGUCCUGAAAACCACCAACAGCCAGUUACAGGAUGAAGUAAAGAGACUGAACACAGAGACUCGUGUCCUGAAAACCAACAACAGCCAGUUACAGAAUGAAGUAAAGAAGCUAAAAGUGAUUGAAGGGAAGUUGUGUCCUGAAGGAUGGAAGAGAUUUGGCUGCAGUUGUUACUUUAAAUCUACACAGAGGAAAUCUUGGUUUGAGAGCAGGACAGACUGUCAGAGUAAAGGAGCUGAUCUGGUGACGAUAAACAACAAAGAGGAACAGGAAUUUGUCAGAAGUCUGAGCAUGAAUGAAGAGUCCUGGAUCGGUCUAGAGAAUACAUGGACAUCUCAACGUUAUGAAUGGAAAUGGGUGGAUGGAUCACCACUGACAGAACCGUUCUGGGCAUCAGGAGAACCACGUUACAGCUACGCAACAUGUUGCAAUCAACAAGGAAAAUGGACAAGCAUAUAUUACAGUUCAAAUAAAAAGAACUGGAUCUGUGAGAAACAGAUUUCCUGCUCCCAUUGAUGAAGGAGGGAUGUACAGUGUUGGGACUGAAUGAAAUCUGACCAAAGAGUCUCUGUUUUCUCUCUUCUGGUUCUGUGUGACAUGAACACAGCCUCUAAUAAAGGCAUUAAUAGAGUUAAAACUUUGUAUCUCUACAUUACAUGAACUGGAAAAACUUUACUAACAACUUUCUGUCUUUGCUUGUAUUUGAAUGUGCUGUAUGUGUGAUGUUUAAGUCCAGUGUAAUGAACAUAUUGUAUAUCAGCUACCUGUGUUGUGGUUUUCACUGCUGCUACUUCCUGUCUACUGUCUGUUGAAAGCUGCCUGACUCAGGAUGAAACAACCAGAGAGUGGAGCUUAUACCACCUCCUGUCCUGAUGAUGAGAAUGGAACAUUUGUUGCUACUUCAGUGUUCAUCAUUGUGGAGGAUGGAGUUAAAACAGUUUCUGUUAUCUAUGUAUCUAUAUGUGCUGUAAACUAAGAAUGUCUUCAAAAGGUGUUAAGAGUUCAUUUUCAUCAUGAAUGAACAGAAGAGAAAUCUAAAUCAAAUCAGUAUGUGGUGUGACCACGCUUUGCCUUCUAGACAGCAUCAGUUCUUCUACUUGGACACAGUUGUUGAAGGAACUCGGCUGGUAGGUUGUUCCAAACAUCUUGGAAAACUAACCACAGAUCUUCCUCAGAUUCUUCUGUCUCUUCAUGUGAUCCCAGACACACUCCAGGAUGUUGAGAUCAUCAAGUCCUUCUUGUUCUUCUUUACUCCAAAGAUAGUUCUUAAUGACUUUUGCGGUGUGUUUGGGCUCGUUGUCCUGCUGCAGAAUAAAUUUGGGUCUAAU
Molecule: messenger RNA, 1769 nt
Organism: Mugil cephalus (flathead mullet)
Lineage: Eukaryota; Metazoa; Chordata; Actinopteri; Mugiliformes; Mugilidae
Product: CD209 antigen-like protein E
Exons: 10
Coding region: 1-957 (318 amino acids)
Molecular function (GO): signaling receptor regulator activity
Source: RefSeq, a predicted model, not a curated record